This is a messenger RNA of Dufourea novaeangliae, 1488 nucleotides long. RefSeq names its product facilitated trehalose transporter Tret1-like. Gene Ontology annotation, cellular component: membrane. Gene Ontology annotation, molecular function: transmembrane transporter activity. The record is from RefSeq and is a predicted model, not a curated record. NCBI's taxonomy places the organism in Eukaryota, Metazoa, Arthropoda, Insecta, Hymenoptera, Halictidae. Bases 1 to 1488 code for a protein of 495 amino acids. Gene Ontology annotation, biological process: transmembrane transport. The transcript has a single exon.
AUGGAUACAUCGUAUUUGGCCGAUGACAACGAUUCCGAGAUUACACUUUAUGUCCGGCAGCUGAUGACUGCUCUUGGCCCACUGUUGGGAGUGUUUAUGGCGGGUUUGUCAUCGGGAUACAGUGCUGUGCUUCUGCCGCAGUUACAUUCACCGAGAUCGACAGACAACCGGAACACGACGAGUUUUAUUAACGAUGGGGAGAAGAUCAGGGUGUCUACGAUCGACGAGGAAUCUUGGAUCGCCUCUUCAGUCGUUCUACCGAUGGCGCCGGGUUGCUGGUUAUCGGGAUACAUGAUGGAGAGCCUGGGCAGAAAGAGAUCCACGGUUAUAUUGUUGCCUAUGUACCUGAUCGCGUGGUUGACGAUCAGUCUAGCUAACAACGUCACUUGUCUCAUAAUCGGAAGAUUGAUCUCCGGUUUCUGUGCCGGGCUCAUGGGGCCCCUGAUCCCGGUCUACAUCAGCGAGACGUCCGACCCUGUUCUACGCGGAGUCUUACUGAGCCUGAUCAGUAUGACACUGUCAACCGGGAUUCUGACGGUUCACGCAGUCGGUACAUGGCUGGACUGGAGGACGACCGCGUAUAUCUCUGUGGCCUUCGCGGUAAUCAGUUGUCUGACCUGCAUCGGUGCCCGUGAGAGUCCCACUUGGCUGGUAAACAAAGGUCUGAGGGACUCAGCGAUCGAUUCGUGGGUGUAUCUACGGGGAUGGAGAUCGUUGGGCGAGUACGAGGCGUUGGAAAACUCGAAGAAAGCCGGACGGAAGUCUGUCAAGCGAUCUGUUUAUUCCAAGUUAGGGGAUACCUUGUCCUCCAGAUACUUUUUGUUACCUCUGGCGGUGUUGCUCGUGUUCUUCUUCACUGCCCAGUUCUCUGGGUUCAACGUCGUGGUGUUCUAUUCCGUUGAUAUGCUCAAAGAGGUCACUGGACCAGAGAAUGGGUAUAUUGGGACGUUGAUUAUGGACGUGAUUCGUCUGAUCACCAGCAUCGUCGUGUGCUUUUUGAUUCAGUAUUGGGGCAGACGGACUUUGACCUUGCUGUCCGGUUAUGGAACUGCUUUUGCCUUGUUUCUGCUUAGUUUCAGUUUGUUCUUCGAUAUUGGCAGACCGUGGUUUACGGGUGUUCUAUUGAUGCUUUACACCGUGUUUCUGACAUUGGGCCUGGCGCCUCUGCCGUGGAUACUUUGCGGAGAACUGUUCCCUCGGAAGUUCCGAGGUCUCGGGUCUGGUCUCACGUCGGGCUUCGCGUUCACUUGCUUCUUCGUGGUCGUCAAAAUCGCGCCGUGGAUGUUCGAGUCGUUAGAACCGUACGGAACUUUUAUGGUUUACGGUGUCGUCUCGCUCCUCGGGACCAGUUUCUUGUACUUCGCGUUGCCGGAAACGAAGGAUAAAACCCUGCAGGACAUCGAAAGGUGUUUCGACAGGAAGUCGGGCAACAAUCCGGAAAAUGGGAACACGGAGAUUCCGAUGAUCGUGCGGAAAGUUAAUGGAUAA